ACACACGCAGUCGAAAGGAUGUUUCCAGUGACGGGCUCGCCGAAAUCCGUUGCUUUCCGAUCAAAGCAUACCCGCAAGUACCUAGGUAGCGUGCAAGCAGGGAGCGAGGAGAGCGCCGGCGGAGGCAAGUUCUUCGAGGAGCUGAGCCACGGCGCCGACGACGUCGAUGUCCUUGCAAGCCCGUACACUAGAUUCUACCUGGAGCCAUCCAAGGAGCACGACGGGCUCCUGCACGUCAGGUGCUGCCACAACAACAAGUACUGGGUGGCCAAACAUGUCGGUGAAGGCAGCGGCCACUGGAUCAUUGGCAUCGUCAAUGAACCGGAGGACGACCUGUCCAAGCCGUCAUGCACGCUUUUUGAGCCCAUCCCUCUCGCGGACACGGACAAUAAUCUAUCCAUCAGAUUCUUCCGUCCUCAGCAGACAACAAGCUCUGAAUCUGAUAUGACCAAGGAAAAGGGGACAACUGAAGAAGCCUACCUGUUUCUGGGAACCGGAGGGCAUGAAAAAGCAGUUGAUCAAGUUAAAUCUCUUCAUGACUUCUCCGCCAUUGAUCUGUCGAAGCAAUUGGUACUACCUAAAUAUGUUGCUUUUAAAGGCGACAAUGACAUGUACCUCCGGGCAAGGAUCAUCCAGAAACGCAAUUACCUGGAAUUCUCAUCAUCUGAUAUUGCAGAUUCAACUGUGGUCAACACUAUUUUCCCCAACUAUGCUAAUGGGAACGUGCGCAUAAAAUCUAACCACUUCAAUAGGUUUUGGAGGCUCAGCCCCAACUGGAUCUGGGCUGACUCGGCCGACACCAGUAGCAGAGACCGUGACACGCUCUUCAGGGUGGUCAUGUUGCCCGACUACAUCGGUCUCCAGAACCUAGGAAACUCCAGGUACUGCAAGAGGCUAACUGCCGACAAGAAGACAAGCUGCCUUAACGCCGCCGUCGAUACCAUCACCCUUGAAGCAAGGUUACGGGUGGAAGAAGCCGUACUUUCGCGAGAGGUCUAUGGCGUGGAGUUCAAG
Messenger RNA from Triticum aestivum (bread wheat), 1014 nucleotides. RefSeq lists its product as uncharacterized. The record is from RefSeq and is a predicted model, not a curated record. The transcript is spliced from 2 exons. The annotation marks the transcript as partial. Lineage: Eukaryota; Viridiplantae; Streptophyta; Magnoliopsida; Poales; Poaceae.